Galendromus occidentalis (western predatory mite) is the source of this 644-nucleotide messenger RNA. RefSeq names its product homeobox protein CDX-4. Gene Ontology annotation, molecular function: RNA polymerase II cis-regulatory region sequence-specific DNA binding; DNA-binding transcription factor activity, RNA polymerase II-specific. The record is from RefSeq and is a predicted model, not a curated record. Gene Ontology annotation, biological process: regulation of transcription by RNA polymerase II. Gene Ontology annotation, cellular component: nucleus. The transcript is spliced from 3 exons. NCBI's taxonomy places the organism in Eukaryota, Metazoa, Arthropoda, Arachnida, Mesostigmata, Phytoseiidae. The coding region runs from base 1 to 447 and encodes 148 amino acids.
AUGUCACAGCAGGGUCUUCAGAGAAUAAAAUCUUUUGUCGUGCCCACGAUUACUCUCCGGAUGCGCGAGAAACCCACAUUCACGGAGUCGCAGCGAGCUCUGAUGGAAGAAGUUUAUAGACGAACGCCAUACAUUGAUCACCAAGCGAGGACUGACAUCGCCUUGAGCAUUGGGAUCGCGGAGGAGCAGGUAAAAAAUUGGUUCCAAAAUCGCAGAGCCAAAGAGAAACAAAUGUUGCGAUGGCGGGAAAGCUCUGCCGCUGCGGCAGCCGCGGCUGCCGCCACUCAAGUUCAGCACCACUCCGGGGGAAGCUCCCAAAACCUUGAGAAUCCAACUGUUUCGAAUCAGAACGCGAACUCUUCACGGACAUGUCUUUCCCUACCCCCGUUCCUGGCCCAUCUAGAAGGUCUACCCGACCUCCGCGAAUGGCCGCCUCGACCGUUUUGAAGCGUUAGUUUUCUCAGGAAGCGACGAAAAUCAAAUCGAGCGAGGGCACAUGAUCACACGAGAGAAUAUUGUUAGCUAGCACCUGCGAUCGAAUUGGAUGUUGAGAAUGGAUAACUCCCGAUGGCUCUGUAAAUGCGCUUGUUGUAUGCACUUACUCUAUCACCAUCUUUGACGGAAUAAACUCGAAGACAUGAUUU